This is a messenger RNA of Echinops telfairi (small Madagascar hedgehog), 3315 nucleotides long. RefSeq names its product proline rich transmembrane protein 4 (gene PRRT4). Bases 156 to 2867 code for a protein of 903 amino acids. NCBI's taxonomy places the organism in Eukaryota, Metazoa, Chordata, Mammalia, Afrosoricida, Tenrecidae. The record is from RefSeq and is a predicted model, not a curated record. The transcript has 5 exons.
CCCCGGGCCCCCGGGCCGCCGCUUCACGGAGGAGCUUGCGGGAGAGUGCGAGCGGAGCAGGACCCUCGAGCUCAAAGGUGCUGAAGACCUGCGCCCACCCCACGCUUGGUGCUUCCCCUAUCCCCAGGCCUGGCUCCCGCUAGAGGUGUAAGGCCAUGGCCAGCUGUGGCUGCCUGGGGCUAGGGCUCUUCUGCUGGGCCCUGCUAGCCGUCCCUGUGGGCCCCCAGCUGGCCCCCCCAACCCCGGGUGUCACUCUCAACACUUUGAGCCCCCCACCUCAGAGCGAGGCCUCGAUGCUGUCGCUCAACCUGGGACUUAACUUCAAAUUCCACCUUCGGGGACCGGCUGCUGCCUGGGGGAGCCCUGUCACCGAAACCCAGCGACUACCUCCUGGACUGGGCCGGGAGCCAGAGGAGGAGGAGGUGGCCAGUGGGCUGAGGAUGGAUCCCCUUUGGGAACUGCUGGUGGGCUCUCUGGGGAGCUCUCCCCCUGAGUGGGGCUCUGCUGAAGGCAGCUCUAUGCCCUGGGCCUCCUCCCUGCCUUUGGCAUCCACAUCCCCGCUCUCUGGGCCCCAGGCCCGGCCCACAGCUCCCUCCCAGCCCCAGAUGGGCUCUGUGACCUGGGGCACUGCCCUGACAGCCACAGCACCUCCAUUCAGUGCACCCAGGCCCCACCAGAGUGAGCUGGAACUGAAGUUUGACAUGGCAGUGAGAGCCGGUGCCGCCCCCACGCUUGGGCACCGGACGUUGCCCCUGCUGCCUAGCCUACGGGCCAGUUUGGCAGAGAUUGCUGGGCGCCUGGGACCUUUUGGGUUCUUUGGCACAACUCUGUCACCCCUCCGGAACGUCUCAGGACCGAGCCUCCCAGGUGCAACAACACUCCCAAACUCUGCCUCUGGAGUUUCAGAAUCCCCAGGGUUCUUUGGCACCACGCUGUCCCCAUCCUCCCAUCCUCCAGAGAGGAAGCUGUCCAGGCUGAGCCUGCUGGAUCCAGCUGCCUCCCUGAGCUCUGCCACAGUUGCAACAGAGUCACCAGACCCCACCUCGGGCCCAGAUGACCCCUCUCCCACCGACCUCGACAACGCUUCUGCACAGCCAGAGUGUGGGCCGGAGCCCUGCGACCUGGGACAACCGCCCGAUCCUGACCCGGAGCUGCAGCCUCCAGCGGCGCCACCGCUGCCGCUCUUCUUCCUGAGCCUCGGGGCCGACUGGGCCGAGGCCAGGGCUCGCUGGGGGCUGGCCUGGGAGGCCCACGUGUACGGCGUGGGCGCGCUCUUCGGCCUGGUGGCUCUGCUGGCCCUGCUGGCUCUGGCCCUCUUGCCCUGGCGUUGCCCUCCCGGGGCGCCCUGCCUGGCGCUGCUCGACCUGCUGCUGUUCUCGGCUGGGGCCACGCGGGCCUUCCCGCUCUUCUACGACGCCUACGGGCACCGGGCCCGGCUGCCCGCGCUGGCCUGGCUGCUGCUGCAGGACCUCCCGCUGCCCUGCCUGGCCUCCGGCCUGGGGCUGGCCUGCCUCCUGAUGGCCCGGCCGCGUCCGCCGCGGUGCCCCGGCGGGCUGGCAGCGCUGCUGCUCCUGGGGCUGGGGCUGGCGGCCGCCGCCGCCCUGGGGAGCGCCGCGCACCGCCCGCUGCUGCCCCUGCGGCUCGCCGCCCGCGGUCUGCACGCCCUCCUGGCCGCCCUGCUCUCGGGGCUCCUGCUGGCUCUCUCCUGCUUGCGGGGCCGGCGGCGGAGGGCUGGGGCGCCCCUGGGGGGAUCCGGCUUCAAGGGCGCCACUCCGCUCCGUCAGGCGCGCAGCCCCUUCGCCCCGCGGGAGUCGUGGCGGCGCGCGGCGCGCACGGCCCCGGUGGCGGGCACCUUUGGGCUGCUGAGCGGAGCCUUGCAGGGCUAUGAGGUGCUGCACGCCCUGGGUUACGGCGGCCAGCCCGGCCUGGAGGGGCCCUGGCCCUGGUGGGCCUUCCAGCUGGGCCUGCGCCUUGGCGAGGUGGGUGUCGCCCUGCCCUUGGCCUUGCUGGGCCUCUACCCAGCGCUCUGCAGCCCGCGGGUGCCCCCGCGCUGCUGGGCCAAACUCUUCCGCCUGUCCCCGGGCCAUGCGGCGCCGCUGCUGCCCGGGAGCUGGGGCCCGGGGCUCCCUGCCAAGGAGCCCCUGGGCAGCACCCUGGUGCGCGGCGGCGAGGCGGAGCUGCUGCAGCUGUGCGCCCUGGCAGGCCCGGGCCCAGACCUCCUGCUGCAGGGAGGCGGCUGCCGGGGCUUGGAGGGCAGGGCUGCCCACCCGGCCUCUUCGCAUGCCUCGUCCCCCGGCAGCGACUGCACCGUGGACUUCCGGCCGCCCUCCCCGAUCAACCUGCGGCGCAGCAUAGAGGAGGCGCUCUGCAGUGAGGCCCUGCUGGCUCCAGGCCUCUUCCAGGGUCCCGCCUUCGGAGAGGCCCUGCCCGGGCUCGGCCUCUACCGCUCUGUCUCCGUGGGGCCCCAGGAGGGGUCGGCAAACAGCGGGAAGGCUGAGGAGGAGGCCCCCGCAUCCCCCACGUCCCCAGAGCCGCCCUCUCCCGGGGCCUGGCCCGUGGGCAGCAGUGCUUCGUCGGGCUCCCUGUACGGACUUUCCCGGGACAGCUCUUCCAUGCUGCUCUGCUCCAGCCCAGACAGACCUCCUCGCUGUCCGUUAGUCUGCGUCCUCAGCCCCCCACGGCCGGCCGCAAGCAGCCCCAGCCUCCCGGCCUCAGGCUCCUACCAGGCCCUGACCCCUCCAUCCCGCGACUCCCCGGAGCCUGCCCGCCAGCUGCGGGCCGAGGAGGCCUUGCUGCAGGAGCAAUUCCUGGACGCCUGCCGGCAGAUCGAUGAGCUGAGCAUGGGCAGUGACACCGUUGACCUGUGAAGGGGUGGGCCCUCGCCGCCCCUCCCUCCUGCGCUCCCUCCCGGUGCCACCCUGCCCGAGACCUGCACACUGUAAGCCUCCCCAGUCCCACCGACUCAGAAGCUCGCCUGCCUCCUCCCGCAUCCAGGGUCUCCUGGGUGGAGGAGGCCCGGUCAGCAGUUAGGCUCUGGUGAUUGGGGACUAGUGCCACCUUCUCUGGAGCCCUGGGCACGGAUGCCCCAAGCUGCAAUUCUGGGCUGGCAGGGGAUCCUACUGCCCUUGCCUCUCACCAGCAAUAAAGGUCCAAGGUGCUUCACUGCCCACUCUGGUGCUGAACAGGAGUGGUUGGUUUUUGGAGGCUGUACCUGCCUUGAGCACCACCCCUCGAGGCCUACCUAGGAGCUGUUGCCCAAGUUGGGUGGAAGGCGAGAGCGUUCAGAGUUAAUUUAUCAAUAAAAUAUUUUCAGAG